CUAUACAGCCAGUGCGUGAUUCAAACUUAACGUGUCCACAAAGUUUUGUAGUGUUUAACCUUUUCGUUAAUCUUAUUUAACCUCCUUUUUCAUUUUCUCUUGAUAUUGGCUGUAUACAUGUAAAAUAAAUUUCUAUUUCGAAACACAUAAGUGCCAUUUGGAUGCAAAUUUUAACAUGGAUCAUCCAAAGCACUUGACAUUAACGGUCACCAUAUUGUUAGUUGCUUUUCAACUGGCAUCAUCCAACAAAAACGCCAGGCCGGUUUACGAGGUUAUUAACGAACAGUCAAGAAUUGAUGAUAGAGUCAGAAUAUCCAGCAGUCCAGGGUUACUUCCAUAUGGCAACCCUCUUGCGGGUAACUCCAUACAAAAUGCAAGAUUACACGCCAGCAACCAGCAAGCCAUGUUCAACGCUGAGAGGAUACGCCAACAUAAAGCCCAAUUACAACGACAGGCCAAUCUGCCAAGAGUCGUCGAUAGCUAUAUGAAAGCGUACCACGAAUCACAGGAGAGUCAUCAUCUAGCUCUCGAACGACAACAGGCGACAAUUAAUGAUAAUCCCACAACUAAGGAACCCGUGAGACCACAGCACAGACAAAAACAAAGAGUACAAAUAAACAAACGAGUACAUAGCACUGAUCCGCCGAAACUCAUGCCAAAAGUCACUAACAGGGGACAAAGUCGCAUACAGAAUCUUCCAAAGAGAGACACCCUAACACCAGGACCGGAAGUUACAAAAAUUACAAAAGAGGACGCCAUAGGGAAUAGGAAUAGAAAUUAUAGAUCAUAUGGUCCAGUUGAUUAUCAACAAUACUUGGAACCGCAGAGGUACAGAACUGUUUACGUGACUCCAACGACAGAUAACGACCAGGCAGUGUCCAUAAAAGAUAACCUUAACGUACUAAGACAUUUGAAUAGCAAAACACCGACCAAACUUUACACGGAAGCGAUCUCAAGCGAUUCUAAAUAUGGGUAUCCAAAACACUAUACACCAACACAAAACUUGAAAUCGAUCCAAGAUAUUCAAGUUCUUAAUUCAUUACUGACCAAAAAUCCAGUGGACCAAUUGACAGAAUUUAAUGCGCUUAUAACAUCCAGCGCUGAAAACGACAAAAAAGUACCAAUCGAUCUUUAUUUUUAUGUUAAAGAUCCAAAUAGCCAGUCAUUAUCUCAAGAACAAUCAAAAUACGCACCAAAUUCUAAUUCGUACAUAAUUCCAUCAGAUUUGAAUAUAAAAGAUCACACGCCGAUAACAGAAGAUGUAGACGAUAUUGAUAAUCCGAUCGAAGACCAACAAUAUUACAGCCUUCAAACAAUCCCAACGACUAAAGCAAGCGAAGCGACAACUACAAAAAACAAUUACUACAAAGUAGAAGUGGCCAGUCAAACAAUAACCGUACCGAAGCAAGAAGAAUACAAUCUGAAUGAUCCCACUUACCAAAUAUCGCAUUACGGUCAAACUUAUGGUAAAAACGAAGCGAAAAGUGAACAAUAUUUGAACCUGCAUUCACAACCGACCGGAGUCCAACAUCUAUCUGGCGAUGGCACAGAAGUAUCGGCUUACGGCGACGAUGAUCUCAAAUACGCUGCGAAUUAUGAAUUUGGUUACCGUGUGAGAGACGCCGACACAGCUAAUUACUACGGACAUAGAGAGUCUAGGAACGGCUUGAAAACCAAAGGACAGUACCAUGUGUUGUUGCCUGAUGGUAGGAUGCAGCAAGUAAACUACGUCGCUGGACCAGAAGGUUACCACGCUGAUAUAACGUACGACCAACCUCAUUAAUAUUUAUAUGAUACCUUGACGUACAAUUAACAAUCGGUUUUAACUCGACAAUGAUUGAUAAUUGUUGCAAAUGUUCUUCUAAUUUAUGAAUAACUAGUUUAAAUUAGGUUGCAAUACAAAUAAAACACAAAUAAUAUAAUAUUUAUUAACAAUAUUAACUUAUAAGAUAAUGCACAAUAGUUGUAAUGGUUUUACAUUGUACCGAAUACGAUUUCUGUAGUAGCUGUCUGUCAAUAGCGCAGUUAAUCAUCUCGUAACUGAAACAUCGUAGCUAAACCUCACGGGUGUAACUUAAUGGUCUUAACACAAGGAAACCUUUCUUCAAAAUGACAAAAUACGCUGUAUUACUAUAUAUAUAUCAGCCAUCCCGCCAAAGUGUGAAAAGAGAAAACUAGAAAGCAUAUUUAGUUUUGACAAUGCGGUAUUUCGCUCAUUUGGUGUUAUAUGAGUGCGACGUAAUAAAAAGUUCACUUUCUUGAAUACGCUAACAAAUGUCAAAUGAUCUACUUUAUAUGUACACACCAGUAUGCGGUUUUCCUUGAACAACGGGUAAAUUAUUCUUUUUGAAUUAUUACAUUAAAAAAUAUAGUAUAAAUUUUUUAUUUAAAUUAAAGUUUUAAUAUUUAAACUCAUCCUAAAUAACGACUUUUGACAGUAAAAAGGAAAUUCUAUGUAGACUUGUCAAAAUUAAUAUGACAGCUCUUUACUUUCAUUUAACGACUAUUAUUUGUUUCCGGUAAUAAAAGUUACAACGAAGAACCCAAGGCAAGUAAUAUCGUUAGGUGUUGUAAUUUCAUAUUCACAUCCAAAUAAAAUAAAAUUAACAUAUUUAUGAAUUUAUUAUCCAAAUUUAAUUAAUUCAUAUAAGAUUGAUAUUUGUGAUAUUUUUUUUUACGGUUUCUGUAGAUUAUUAAUGUUACAUUUAAUUAUAUUUUUUGAUAUAAAUUGUUUGUCAAAAAUAAAAAAAAUAAUAUUUUACAUUUAUGGACAAUAUUUUAAUGUUUUUUCUUUAUCACUACAAAGAAUGUGAUGGUAAUUUCAAUUGUGGGUCUGUGCAAUUUUUAUGACUUGUGUAAUGUAUAUUUUGUAUCUCAUUUGGACAAAAGGGUUAAGUGCAAUACGCAGUCGAACUGAUAUUUUUUGGUUUCAUAUUAAUGAUAUGUAUGUACUUCCACUGAUAAAAUUGUUAAAGUACUUCAAACGGUAAAAAUGUAUAAUGAUUAUUUCACGCUUGUUGUCACUCGAUUAUGUGUAUACACUAUAUAUCAUAAUUUUUAAGAACUAUAAUAACAUAAUUAAUUAGGUACUCAUUAUAAAUUGUCGUGUACUUUAUAUUAAAUGUACAAACCUCUCUAGAAUUAUAAAAUGCUUAAUUUAUGUACAAAUAAAGUUACGAAGAUAA
Molecule: messenger RNA, 3185 nt
Organism: Danaus plexippus (monarch butterfly)
Lineage: Eukaryota; Metazoa; Arthropoda; Insecta; Lepidoptera; Nymphalidae
Gene: CPR143
Exons: 3
Coding region: 176-1783 (535 amino acids)
Cellular component (GO): extracellular matrix
Source: RefSeq, a predicted model, not a curated record